AAAUGUCCGUUGAACAAAACAAAUUACAUUUCAGGCUCAUAACUUCAUUUUCUUUUUCCCUCAGAAAAAAAAAAUGGAAUUCCCAAAACCUCCUCCAUUCCCCUCAAACCCUCUCUUAUCCCUCUCCACCUUCAUCCACCGUCUCGGCGCUGAGCUCGCCACCCGCCUCCACCAUACCAACCGUCUUGCCUCCAACUUUGCCGCCGGUUUCUCCCCCUCUGCGACUUCCCACCAUCGUCCGCUCUUUGCCUCAGUUUCUCAGCCGAAGGCUGCGGUAGCGGCGGCUGCCACGUUGAAUCCCGAGCAAGUUGCGAAAACUCUAGCCGGCACCGCUGUCUAUACAGUGAGCAACUCCAACAAUGAGUUCGUGCUUAUCUCUGAUCCCAAUGGAGCCAAGUCUAUUGGCUUACUUUGCUUUCGCCAAGAAGACGCCGAGGCUUUUCUUGCUCAGGUUCGAUUACGGAGAAGGGAGCUGAGAAGUAAUGCUAAAGUCGUGCCGAUUACACUUGAUCAGGUAUACUCACUGAAGGUUGAAGGAAUUGCAUUUCGUUUUCUACCGGAUCCAAUUCAAAUAAAGAAUGCACUAGAGCUGAAAUCUGGUGACAUCAAAAGUGGGUUCGAUGGAGUUCCAGUUUUCCAGUCUGACCUCCUUGUUGUGAGGAAGAAAAACAAGCGUUACUGCCCAAUAUAUUUCAAUAAGGAAGAUAUUGAAAAAGAACUUUCAAAGGUUUCAAGGGCAUCGAGAGGACCUGGUGUUUCUCAGCAAAUCAUGUAUUCAUUUCAUCCAAUAUGUUGGAGCAGGUUGGAAGCUUGGAAGACGUUCUGAAGAAAAUGGAGAUGAGCGAGAAAAACUCGGGCUGGGAAGAUCUAAUAUUCAUUCCACCCGGUAAAAGCUAUUCUCAACACCUCCAAGAUGUGGUGAAAGUAUGAGGCAGUUGGGAUGUGACUUUCGCCUGUCCAUUUGAUAACAUAAAAAAUGCGAUUACAGCAACUCAGAAGCUCUUGAAGUAGAAUUUGGAAUGGAAGAGAUGGUAAUUAAGAGUGGGAUGUACACUGUCUGAUGGGUUCUCCAUAUGUUACCGGAAAAAAAGGAAGAGAAAAGAAAUAGGCAAGGAAACCUAGUAGUGCGGUCAUUGAUAUGCAUAUUUAUACUUUGAACGAGUAAAUUGGUAGAGAAAGCAUUAGUUGUGUCUUGGCUUACAUCUUACAUUUCUUCAUCAAGGAAGAGUUUUAAGAAAAGCAAACAUAGAAUUGCAAAUUAUUUGCUAAAAA
Messenger RNA from Gossypium arboreum, 1272 nucleotides. Its product is annotated as protein TIC 22, chloroplastic. Gene Ontology annotation, biological process: protein transport. Gene Ontology annotation, cellular component: chloroplast. The record is from RefSeq and is a predicted model, not a curated record. Lineage: Eukaryota; Viridiplantae; Streptophyta; Magnoliopsida; Malvales; Malvaceae. The transcript has 8 exons. The coding region runs from base 74 to 826 and encodes 250 amino acids.